CGGGGGCUCCGUGUGGGGGAGCGCUCACUGUCCCUGUGCCCCUGCCCAGGCUGGGGCAGGCAUGGUGGGUUACGAUCCCGAAUCCAAGUGCGUGUCCGCGGCGGAAGCGGCUGCAGCGGGAUCAGCGUCUGGCUUGGUCACUCGAGUCCUUGUCAGCCCCCUGGAUGUCCUCAAGAUCCGCUUUCAGCUCCAGAUUGAGCAACUCUCCUCCAGAAACCCCACGGCCAAGUACCACGGCAUUCUGCAAGCCGUGCAGCGCAUCUUCCGGGAGGAGGGCUUGACAGCCUUCUGGAAGGGCCAUGUUCCUGCUCAGUUCCUUUCCGUCGGCUUCGGAGCUGUGCAGUUCAUGGCGUUCGAGAGCCUGACGGAGCUGGUGCACAACGUCACCUCCUUCGAUGCCCGCCACUCCUUCGUGCACCUGGUGUGCGGGGGUCUGGCUGCCUGCACGGCCACGGUCACAGUCCAGCCCGUGGACACGCUGCGCACCCGCUUUGCUGCCCAGGGUGAGCCAAAGAUCUACCCCAACCUUCGCCAUGCAGUGGUGACUAUGUACCAGACAGAAGGGCCUCAGACUUUCUACAGAGGUUUGACCCCCACACUCGUUGCUAUCUUCCCAUACGCUGGUCUCCAGUUCUUCUUUUACAACAUCCUGCAGCAGUUUUCCAAAUGGGUGAUUCCAGCUGAAGCAAAGAAUGGAGCCAGCAUUAAAGACCUUCUCUGUGGCAGCUGUGCUGGAGUCAUCAGCAAAAGCCUCACAUACCCUUUGGAUGUGGUCAAAAAGCGACUGCAAGUGGGUGGCUUUGAGCACGCUCGGGCAGCCUUUGGGCAGGUAAGGACGUAUGGGGGUUUCCUGGACUGCAUGAGGCAGAUCAUGCGAGAGGAGGGCCCAGGUGGGUUCUUCAAGGGCCUCUCUCCCAGCCUGCUGAAGGCUGCCUUCUCCACCGGCCUCAUCUUCUUUUGGUACGAACUGUUCUGCGGCCUCCUGUGCGCCCUGAAGAGCCCUGAGGGCACAGAGAGGAAGGAAGGCUGAAAGGGAUGUGUGUGGCUGCCUGCUGUUCUCCUCAGGAGGGGAGGCUGAUGGCCCUGCUCUGUUGGAAACAUCCGAGAUCCCAGAGCUCCCCCAGCCUGUGGGGAAUCACCUCCUGGGACCAAGAAGAAGGAGAAGGUGACUGCAGUUCUGCUGGAGAAACUGAACUGCUCAGCUGGAAGCCGUUUAACAGAGCACUUUUCCUCUGUGUCCUCUCAUAUCAGUGCACAUUUAGUGGGGAGAAGGGGAACCAAAAGACCACUACCUAGCAAUGCCUGUGCUCUGGAGAGGAACCCAAUAAAGUGGGUGCAUCCCUGAGCUCGCCCUGGAUCCCAGAGAGGGGAUUCUGGCCCAGCCUAGUGCUGCUUAACCAACCAAACACCACUUCCUAGCACUGCAUGUGCACAGCUUUAUUUCCUUGCUCUGUGCCUGCUGUUUGCACCAGAUUCUUGUCUCAGGGUUGCACAGGUUGCUCUGUCCUGCUGGUGUGAAGUCAGGUAAAGCCACGUUAGUGCACAGACCCUCACUUUUCCUUCCUUUGCUGCCAGCUGCUGCUUCUUGGUCACCACUUGCUAGCUGAGCAUCCUCUGUCAUCUUACACACAGCAUCUUCUCUGAUCAUGCUGGACCAGACUUGUUCUUCCUUUAACUCCAGUGAGCUUGACUGUAUGCUGAAUUCCCAUUUCUCUUCCUGGGUGUCUGGCCAUACAUCUCUUAGGGAUUUGCAGUGCCUCACUCACACUUUUUACAAGCAAGCCUGCAUAUUAAGAGCCCCAUUCUGGGGGGAUUAAACGCACAAACCCAGUUUUUACUUUAGGGUUCUUUGCUUCAAAGCAGUGAGUAAACAAAUGCUGUAUAGAGUUAAGAAAUAAUUAUUCUAAGCUGGAAUAAUGAAGGGAAAGUCCUGUGGAAAGUAAUAGUUUUUUAAUCAUUAUUUAUUUAAUAGUACCUUUGAAUGUGUCUAACAAAUAUCUCUGUAGUGGCCUCAAAAUAUUUCAGAACCUCAGUCCUGCACUGGUGCUAGCAGAUGAAAAUGUUUUCACAAGAUUUGCUGAAGUGAAAGGAAAGAACAUCAAAUGGCAA
Messenger RNA from Cinclus cinclus, 2109 nucleotides. RefSeq names its product solute carrier family 25 member 19 (gene SLC25A19). NCBI's taxonomy places the organism in Eukaryota, Metazoa, Chordata, Aves, Passeriformes, Cinclidae. The transcript is spliced from 6 exons. The record is from RefSeq and is a predicted model, not a curated record. Gene Ontology annotation, cellular component: mitochondrial inner membrane. Gene Ontology annotation, molecular function: thiamine transmembrane transporter activity. Bases 62 to 1030 code for a protein of 322 amino acids. Gene Ontology annotation, biological process: thiamine pyrophosphate transmembrane transport.